Vollenhovia emeryi is the source of this 657-nucleotide messenger RNA. Its product is annotated as axin-like. The annotation marks the transcript as partial. The record is from RefSeq and is a predicted model, not a curated record. Gene Ontology annotation, biological process: negative regulation of canonical Wnt signaling pathway. Lineage: Eukaryota; Metazoa; Arthropoda; Insecta; Hymenoptera; Formicidae. The transcript has 3 exons.
GCAGAGAAGCAAAAAGCAAUACAGCAAAAGCAAUCAAGUAGGGCAAUUAAAGAGUCCGCGAAUAUAAAUCGCGAAUCCAUGUCGCACCAUGUCGUCCCACGAACCCAGCGUAUGGUAUCCCCGAAACAGAUGUCGACGGAGCAAUUCGCGGAAGUGCUCACGCAGAAAUUGGAGAUCGUCGCACGAGAGCAGAAGGCCAACGAGAAACUGGAGAAAUAUCUGUAUCAAGACAACGACGCGUCGAACGGUAACGAUGCAUUGGUAGAAACUUGUGGCGCUUCCAAGACUCUUGGCGACGCGCUGAAGGAAAAGUUGUCUAUGGAGGAGGACAGCGAUCAGGCGAUCCUCGACGAGCACGUAUCUCGCGUCUGGUUCACUAGGCUCACAGUGAACUCAUGGAACAGUGAAUUUCUCAACGUUUCGAAACAGACGCACGAGUUUGCGUCGCAGAGCCAACCGUACGUCCAAUCCAAUCAGUCCACUUUGAGGAAACCGAAGCAGGACGAUUUCACCACUGUUGUGUUCAGUUUCUGUGACGAGCAAUUCCCCUACAGGACCAAAAUUCCUGGUCACAACGUCACGUUGAAGCAGUUCAAGGAGUAUCUUCCGAAGAAAGGGAGCUAUCGAUACUUUUUCAAAACGGAAUGCGAGGACUUA